Colletotrichum destructivum is the source of this 2106-nucleotide messenger RNA. RefSeq names its product Putative alpha/beta hydrolase-3. NCBI's taxonomy places the organism in Eukaryota, Fungi, Ascomycota, Sordariomycetes, Glomerellales, Glomerellaceae. The record is from RefSeq and is a predicted model, not a curated record. The coding region runs from base 578 to 1750 and encodes 390 amino acids. The transcript has a single exon. Gene Ontology annotation, molecular function: hydrolase activity.
CUCUUGUGUUCAACUGCCGCCACAUCAACUAGAGUACACGCGCCACAUACCUGACCAACAACUACCUGUACUGCAACGGCAUUGCCGGGCUGAACCCAACGUCAACGUCAACGACGUCGACACCUGACUUGACGAUCCUCCUCCUUCUUUUCUUCUUCUCCAUCCAUCCACCAUCCGCCCGGAGUCCUUAGCUUGCCGACGGUGGGCGUAUUCUCCGCCGUACCAUACCUUCCCUUGUCCUGCUGCCUUCCACUUCCUCCCCCUCCGUCCAUCCAUCUCCUCUCUGUCCUCCUCUUGAUUUGUCAUAUUUUCUCCUCCGUUCAUCUUCGCCAUCCCGUCCCCUCCGACCUCUUAUCAAUCGACUCUUAUUCCGAUCUAUCCGAGUUACCACAGAGACCUUAGCACUACUGCCUGGUAGCUUUCGACCUAGACUCACCUAGUUGGACUGGAUCGCUGAGACAUGUCCUUUUGAUUGUCCGAUUGUCCGUCCGGAUUACCCACUUCCUCUAGCUUAAGCCCAAUCUCCUGCACGCGCUCCGCGCAUUCCGCAUCCCGUAUCCCGCGUCCCGCAUCCCCAAUGCUGCAAAGCAAACUCGCCCGCACCGUGUCCAACAUAUCGAAUGCUUCGAGGACUAGUAAGAGCAGCAAGAAGGACAGCAAGGUCGCCAGCAAGGCCAGUAGCAUCGCCGGCAGCGUGACCGGCAGCCUACCCGGCACUCCCGACGAUGAGUAUGACAACCCCCUCGAGGGCGUCUCCCGCUGGCGUCUGACCGCCAACGCUGUCGCCCUCCGCUCGGGGGCCGCUUUUGCCUUUGGGCUGCAGAACCUUUCCGCUCCCGUCCCACCGGCUGCGAAUAGAGUCAUCUGGCUCGACUCGACCCUGUCGUCGGAAUGGGCCGGCAAGGAGAAGAUAAAAGUCGACGUCUGGCUCCCGCCCACCACCACCACCACUAGGCCCACCGGCAAGGUCCCUGCAGUCAUCAACUUUCACGGCGGAGGUUUCGUCCUCGGCCAGGGAACCGACGAUGCGCGCUGGGCUGCCGCCGUAGCAACCGCCUUAAACGCUGUCGUCUUCUCCGUCAACUACCGCCUGGCUCCCGGCUACCCCUUCCCCACCCCGGUUGAGGACUCUGCCGAUGCCAUCCUUCAGAUCGUCGCCCGUGCGCACGAGUUCCGCGUCGACACCCAACAAGUCCUGCUCUCGGGCUUUUCGGCUGGAGGCACACUAGCCCUCGCCAGCUGGAACAUUCUUCAGGACCCUGGCAGGUGGGGUUACAAGUUUAAAUUCCCCGUCCCCGAAGUCUCCGGCAUCGUUCUCUUCUACCCACUCUUGGAUUGGACCAUGACAAGGCCGCAGAAGCGGCAGACAUGUGGCAGGCCUGACAUGACCCUCCCUAAAGGUAUGACCGACCUCUUUGAUGCGUCCUACGUCUACCCUCCCAGACCGAGGUCGGAACGCGGUGAUCCCCGCCUCUCACCGGGUCUCAUGACAGACGACAUGUUGGAUCGUCUGCCGCCCAUCCACCUGUGCAUGUGCGAGUUCGACAUGCUGCUUUUGGAAGGCCAGAGUUUCGCCCAAAGGGCGACAUCCCGAGGCCGCCGGGUCACCACGCGCCUUGUCAAGGCUGAAAAGCAUGCCUGGGAUAAGCCACCGCCGUUCACACCUAAAGAGUCUGUCAUGGUCGAAUACAAUGAGGCCAUCGCGUCAAUUAAAGAAUGGCUCGAGAACCCGAGCCCCAUGGUUGGUUAGAAGCCGAUACGCAGCAAUGCGCAGAGUUCAUCGUCUGACACCCUGGCGCCUGCAUAAGCCUCCCGGUGGAGAUAACCCUUGCGCAGUAACAUCAAUAACUGGUCAAGUGGGUGGACGAAGCUUCGGCUCAGGGUUCUGGACCGAAUAGGGUUUCUUUGGGGUCCAGUCCUGAAGCUUUCUUGAAGUUGUGGGCUGUACAUUUGGUUGUGGGCUGCAUACAUCGUCCUUAGCCUCAAUACCAUCGUACAUAAGCGGGGGAAGGAUGUCAGCCGGAUGCCGUCUUUCGCCAGACUACGGCAGGGCACGCGGCGAAUCGAACCCCCUCCCUUUGACUUCUGGGUCUUGUUUUAUUAUCC